GCCUAGCCGCCACUUCUAUCCUUAUCCCCUGGAACCCAAAUCCCACUCGUUUGCCCGUCACCUCCGUUAAACGCCUCCUCCUUGAUCGGCAAAGGCGUUGAUUCUUUCCUCAGGAAUUACUACCUUCCCUUUGGAGGUAACAGCAGGUGGAAACGCGAAUCAACCUGUGGUUGAGUUGGUUAGGUGGACAGUGGUAUCCCCAACCCACCAGGGUUCAAAUCCUGGUGCUCGCAUUAUUCCUGGAUUUAUUUCAGGAUUUCUGGCGAUGCGCUUUCAGUGGGAGGAGACGUUUCCGUCGACGACGAGGCGCCUCUCUCGGAGGUGUGCGUGUGUGCGUGUUCUGCCCUGUCCUGUUCUGUUCGAUCUUCUAAGAAGUUGUAGACCACUCCGAGUAACGCACCCGUCUUCAAGCCCCCACCGAUGGCGAGCGCUCGAUCGCGUUUGAUCAUCCUGCUCGUCUUCCUCGCCGCUGCCUCGUCUCCGGCCUCGGCGUGCGACCGGUGCGUGCGCCGGUCCAAGGCGGCGUACCGCGCCUCCUCGCCCGCCCUCCACAAUGCCGGCUCUUGCGGGUACGGCUCCCUGGCGGCGACCUUCAACGGCGGGCUCCUCGCCGCCGCGGGCCCGGCGCUGUACAGGGGAGGCGUCGGCUGCGGCGCGUGCUACCAGGUCCGGUGUACGGACGCCGCGCUCUGCAGCGCCGCGGGCGCCACGGUGGUCGUCACGGACCAGGCGCGCGGCACGGCCACGAACCGCACCGACCUCGUGCUGAGCGGCGCGGCGUACGCGGCCAUGGCCCUGGGCGGCGGGGGCACGGCCGCCGCGCGGCAGCUGAGGGAGCGGCGCGCCGUGGGCGUGGAGUACAAGCGGGUGCCCUGCGAGUACGCGCGCCGCCGCAACCUGUCAGUGCGCGUGGAGGAGGGCGCGCCCGGCGGCCUGACGAUCAGGUUCCUGUACCAGGGCGGGCAGACCGACAUCGUGGCGGUGGACGUCGCGGCGGCCGGGUCGUCGAACUGGAGGUCCAUGACGCGGGAGCGCGGCGGGCCGGCGUGGAGCACGGGCCAGGCGCCGGCGGGGCCGCUGCAGCUCCGGAUGGUGGUCACAGGCGGGUACGACGGGAAGUGGGUGUGGGCCGAAGGGGAGGUCCUCCCGCGGCGGUGGGCUGCCGGCCGGGUGUACGACACCGGGGUGCAGAUCGCCGACGUCGCGCUGGAAGGGUGCUCCCCCUGCGACACCCGGGAGUGGAAGUGACAGUGCAGACACGAAUCCCGCUUGUACAGUAGAGUCUUUUGCUUUUGAUCUUACUACUCGUGCUAAUCCCCCCUCUCCUUUCUUCUUGGAUAACGAUUAACGAAGCGAAACGAAUUGGUGGGUUGGAAGAGUCA
Triticum aestivum (bread wheat) is the source of this 1382-nucleotide messenger RNA. Its product is annotated as expansin-like A2. Gene Ontology annotation, cellular component: extracellular region. The transcript is spliced from 2 exons. The record is from RefSeq and is a predicted model, not a curated record. Bases 421 to 1248 code for a protein of 275 amino acids. NCBI's taxonomy places the organism in Eukaryota, Viridiplantae, Streptophyta, Magnoliopsida, Poales, Poaceae.